Messenger RNA from Dothidotthia symphoricarpi CBS 119687, 1118 nucleotides. RefSeq lists its product as uncharacterized. The record is from RefSeq and is a predicted model, not a curated record. Bases 198 to 962 code for a protein of 254 amino acids. Lineage: Eukaryota; Fungi; Ascomycota; Dothideomycetes; Pleosporales; Dothidotthiaceae. The transcript has 2 exons.
CUCAGUUUCAUCGAAUGUUCCUCACCUUCAUCGCGUCCCAGUCCUCACACUCAGUCCUCAAUAUUCUGACACUUGCUGAUAUAAAGCCUAGGUUCCACGUUGCCUAUCGCCUUUGACAGUUAUUCUCGCUUUAUCUCUCGGUUGACUGAAGUUCAGUCCUCUCGUUUUCAGUAUCGUCACGCUUUUGUUCGUCUAAUAUGGCUCCUCAGAAAUCGACCGCUCGCCCAAUCGUACUUGAUAGCUCUUCUACACGGGGAUCGAAGAUACGAGUUGCAAAGAAGAGGCACAACUUACACUACAAAUCAUCGCCAGGCCUCAAGCGUAGGAACGGAUUAUUGAAUACCGCAAUCUCAGCCCGUUCAGCGUUUAUGCAGAUGGCUUCACGGAAUUCGCAGGAAUCACUACUCUUACGACUGCCCGGAGAGAUCAGAAACAUCAUCUGGACUUACGCUGUUGGAGGCCACCUAAUCAAUAUUCGAGAUCCUUACUAUCGGAAACGCCUGUCUAUGAAAUCCGGCUAUCAUGCCUCACCGCUGUCCAUCAGCGCACAAAGCCCACUGCUUCACCAAUAUGUCAGUCCCACUUUCAAGCUUCCACAAGUGUGCAGGCAAAUUUACUGCGAGAGUUCAUCGCUCAUAUAUACCCAAAACUGCUUUGCCUUCGGGAGUCUGCGCGCGAUCGAUAACUGGAUCAAGAACCGCCCACUCGGUCAGAAACGCCUUGUCACAUCCAUUGAUGUCCCCUUUGAGUAUAUGAGGCUUUAUUAUGGCAGCCUCCGCAAAUUCUUCCGCGAAAAAUUUCCGAGCAUCAAGCGGAUUGGUGUUCACUCAAUGGUCCUUUACCUGAGCUGUGGAGUGCAUGAGAGCGAGGAGAAGACCAUGACCAGGAUUGCAGAUAACAUCAAGAUGUACGAGGGCCAAGAUAUCGAUGUGGUCUGUCAUGGUCGCAUCAAGUCUUCGUAGAUCAUUGGGGACUAUGAGGCAUUGGAGUGUCUGCAUGUAGCGAGACUGCAUGCAUUGAUGCAUUCACACAUCAUAGACAAAUUGUCUGCAACAUGGGCUUGACGGGCGAAUCCUGGGAGCGUGCAUUCUUCGAACUUCCAUCUCUUUUCAUAUGGC